Molecule: messenger RNA, 4571 nt
Organism: Strongylocentrotus purpuratus (purple sea urchin)
Lineage: Eukaryota; Metazoa; Echinodermata; Echinoidea; Camarodonta; Strongylocentrotidae
Exons: 2
Coding region: 394-1107 (237 amino acids)
Source: RefSeq, a predicted model, not a curated record
CCCCUCUAUACCCUCUCAACGACCGUCGCCGCCGCGCACUGUGUGUUUUGAUAUGCGCUUUUUAGCAGAAUGCAUGCAUGCAUGCUGUCUUCGCCUCCUCUCUCUCUCAAUCACUUCGUCUUCAAAUCUUUCCAUAGUUUUUCAUCUCUCUAGCCAUGUAGAUGAUAACGCUUCACCGUCCACGAGCAACCUGUUCACUCACUAGCUGUCGCUAUAGUUGUCGCCAUCGUCUCUCGGAUUAUUUCUGAAGGAAUAUUGCAUUGGGGAGUAGGCUCAGAAAACGGGGCGUACAUUUUGUGUUUGCAUCAAGCAGUGAACGUGUUGUUUUGGGUGUUUAAGAACAUAAAGAUACAAACACACAACCUUGAAUCGGACGAUACUAUCGGAGAAACCAUGACCACAGACGUAGGUUUUAUAGCGGGUGUCACAGUGGGCGCGGCUAUCGCCUCAGCAUUCUUAUUUGCCUGUCUAUACUCUGCAUACAGGGCCGUAAUGGACCGAAGGAGGAUUGAGGAUAAAAACAAAAGCAUCCGUGACCAGAGGUUACUAGCAGCCGCAGAGUGUGAGACAGGAGCUCCAGUCGCAGAGCCAGCCCUAGCUGAAACAGCAUCAGCAUUACAACAACAAAAACAGCACCUAUCUCCAGAGGGACUAGGCCGACAGCUAAGAGCAGGUAGCGCCCCAAAUAUCCAGGAGGCAAGGAGAGGUUCGGCAUUCAAGCCCCCACCAACACCAACUGAGAAGCGGUGGACAAGACAAGGGCUUCAAUACCGAAACGAAGGCGGUUGCGUUCACAUCCACAAAACAGACAGUACCAGCGGCAACACGAAUUCCGAGUGCGGGAGUAGAAAGAACUCGAGGCAGAUGGAUACGGCUGAUCUUGAAGGUGACGUCUUCAUGACGGUGCCGACGACGCAUCGACAACGUUCCGCCUCGGCCGACGUGACGCAUACAGCACAGUCACCAACAUCAUCCACCACCAUCACGAUAACACAACCCACACAAAAACCGGUCUAUUUAAGUACAGAUGGAUCAGGAACACAGCCACAGAGUACGACAGAAGCACCCAAGUCUGCACCAGGUUCUAAGGAUCCAUCUUGGGUCUAGACUGAACUGUAUCCAGUGGUGUUGAAUCACUCCUCUCUUCCAGAUUCAAGAACAUCUUUGAGCUAUGACUUAGUCAUGGUUCUACAUGACGCAGCUUCGAGAGGUCAGAGCAUCGUCGGACCAGCUCCUGAUCAAUGGCUCCAGAAUCAAGGGCAGGCACCGAAAUGCCAAGCGGAUGCUCUGUGGUUGAUUAUGAUUGCGUGGAUUACUUUGAUGGAAGAUCGAGCUUUGAUCUCUAUGUGCCCUCGAAAUGAUCCCCAUGGUCUCGAAAUGCACAUCCUCCAAGAGGUGUUACAGUGACGGAGGAGGAGCGAGUGAAGUCUAAAUUACAAGGUUCCUUUUGUGAGAUCCGCACUGUCUUAUCGGAGAAUGCUUAAUGUCGACAAGUAGUUGUGGUCAGUAGACUGCAAAGUAGCGCCCGACUUAGUGGCAGUACCAAGUACAACUAUAUACGAGUUAGACUAGUCGUGAGAGUUUAACGUAGUUCUCUGAUGAGAUGAUAGACUGCCAAGAUGAACCAGUGUAGAGGAAAUCAAUCCAUGUAUAUAAACAAAAAUUAUUACAGUACCACAUGUAAAUCGAUGCUUCUUUUUUACCAUGUUAUUUAACCGCAAGUGCAACAUCGAUUUGAGUAAUGAACAGAAUACUGUAUGAAUACUGUGUGAUUUAGGAUGCUACUGUUCAUAGGCUGUUAUAUGUGUUACAAACUGAAUACACCAAAGUAGAUUGUAGAGAUGUGUUUGAAGUUAAAAAGUAUAAUAAUGAAUAAAAAAUUAAAAAAAAAUAAAAAACGAGAGAAAGGAAAGAAAAAAAAAAGAUAACAGUAAUAAUGUUGGUGAUCCGCCGUUCCAAUCAACGUUUUUCACUUGUUGGAAAUCGACCGCAAUAUUCGCCCACGCGUCUUACCGAGACAUUUGCCCUGGGGAAUAACGCGCCUUUAUGAAGUUUUGCAGACAAUGGCUGUUGGAGUGGUGGGAAAAAGGAUGCAUUUAUCAUGCUUUGAAUCGAGGCAAUCCAGUCAAUUUACUGUCGAAGAAGUUAACAGAUAUAACCUUUUUGCGGCUUACAACAUGCGCAGCCACUUGAGUUUCAGCCUUGAAAGUGUAACGUAUUACAGAAGAAAUUGCUUCGAAUCGCCUGCAUAAAGAAUGAGAGUUACCUUGGCUAGUAUAUAAUCAUAGAUCAUUCAUAGAGGUAGUUUAUAGCUGCUGGGUAUAAGGGAACCCACGUCCUUUUACACGAAAUGAGUUUCUUUAACGUAGAAGCUGUGCGUAUUGGGUAGCUUCCUGCUGCUUUAUGAUCAAUAUGACAAAAAAAUAAUGCAUCACACAUCAAUAUUGAACGCGGAUGAGAAGAGGAGGAGAUGAAAACGAAAACGGAAAAGGAAAAAAAAAAGAAGGGGAGAGGAGGAGCGUCAGCAAAAGAUAUUGGUUAAAGGGCUAGAGGACAUAGUAUAAAGUGUAAGUAGGUUAAAAGGCUUCGACACAGCUAGAUGCUCAAAACGCAUCCAUUAUCCUCAUGAAUGAAUCAAGUCUCAAUGUCAUAUGGAUGGGCCUAUUCAGUCAGACAAUAUUUAUAGAGACGCAUCGUACAGCCAACACACCCAAUGUAGAUAGCCCUUAAUAUCUAUUGCACACGAGGCCAUAUUAUACAUAAUACGUAUAUAUAGGACUGCGUCAGAAACUUCCGCGCUCUUUGACGUGCUGUCAGGAGUUGCGUCGUACAAAAGGAGCGUUAAAAAAAUUCUUAAAAUCGUAUGACCGGUGUUUGAGCUUAAUUAGCGCAGGUGUUGACGCAAUCAAUAUGACGCAAGAUAGCGUCAUCGAAUACGGCGCUAUAAGGAGUUGUGUCGUUAAAACGAUGAGUAUAAAUUUCUUUAGAAUGUAAUUACUGGUCUAUAAAAUUAGGCUUAAUAGGCGCAUGUAUUGACGUAAUCAAAAUGACGCAAUAAUGCAUCAGCGACUGUCGCGGUCCUUGACGCGAUAUGCAAGAGUGUUAUCAUACUAACGAUUUAACCAAAAUGAACACCGACAACUUUGCUGUGAACCAUUGGCGCAUGAAUUCAUUGCAUCCAUAGACUGAAUUAACGGAGGGGUGGACCUAGCUUAUAUGAUGACGGCACAUGUACAACGGGCGCCAGACAUGCCCAACAUUAUUUUCCACUCGCUAUCUGACGAUUAUCAUUUCCCUGUUACAGUAAUCAUGCAUUAUUAUGUAAUCUACGAUAUAUAUCAUGACAGUAAAGAGUCAAGACACAGGACUCAUGAUGUCCUUUAAAAUUUGUCAAGUUCUCGUGCAACGUGUCCAUUGGAAUGUAAAUAAGUGAUGCAGCGUUUACAGUAGAUAUGUAUAAAUGUCAUUUGAUGAAGACAGAUGUGUAGUGAUGAAAGAAACUCCAGCAAUAAGAAUUGCUCCGUGAUAAGUGCGCAAUUAUUCUUUCUAUAUAAAUAUUUAUGAAGGUUCGUGUAGUUGCUGACAGUAUAGUACUUACGUUGUAGUAGAAUAUAGUACGGUAUAAAAACAGUUAGAGUUGAUUUAGUAGAAAUGGGCUUAUGAUAUUCCAGUAAUUAUGAUUAUAAAUCGGUCACUAAAAUAAGCUGUCGAAAUGUGCUGUAAUUUUGAUAGUAGUUUACCAUUUUCUGCUGUCAAAACUCAGAAUCUCAACUAUUUACAUGUGUAUGUGAUAUUGUUGAAUAUUCACUGAAUAUCUCUUAAUAACGUAUUAUUCGGGUGUACAUUUUUUAUAAUCAUUUGAUUUGAUCAGUGGUUAGGAGCUGAGGGUUUGCUAGAGGGGGCGGCCCCCCCCCCCCCCCGUCCUCCAUUUGUAAAUUUCUUUGGCAAAACUGUUGACCAUUAAACCCUAAGAAAAAGCAAAUUAAAAUUAGUUGAUACGCCUCUUGUGGCGGUGGCUAAUUUGUUGGCCAAUUCAGUCUUGUACCCCCCCCCCCUUUCAAAUGAUCCACCGACACCAUCCUAGGCUCCAUCACUUUAAAAGGAGAAAGAAUAUUUAUUCAAUAGAAUCUGAAAUCGUGAGAGGCAUGUGUCUUUUAUUAAACUUGUAAACACCAGUCGGAAUGAAUACUGCUGUAAGUGACACUGUCAUGUUUGACGUCUAACCUAAUAAAUAAUACAUUGAAAUGCUGAGCUGAUAUUAUGGUGACUCAACCAUACCAACUGUUGCGCGGGCUCCGCAUUAUAUACAUUAUGAUUAUAACGCUUUAUAAUUAAAGUGUGUAUAGGUGUGUUUUUCAUCACUCCAACCUAAUGCACGGAUAGAAUACCGUGCAUUAAUGGAGGCUGUUAUUGUAAAUAUCUCGCAUUGAUAGAUUUAUAAUUUUGUUACGUUGGUUUUCGUGUCUUUUGGUAUUUCUGUUCUAUUUUUUUAACCUUUGUUCUACGAAAGCAGAUUCCGAAUUGUUGAUACUCGAAUAAAUGACAUUCAUAUUGUGAUGAUUAUUUCAUAA